Messenger RNA from Erpetoichthys calabaricus (reedfish), 4229 nucleotides. RefSeq names its product metal transporter CNNM1. Lineage: Eukaryota; Metazoa; Chordata; Cladistia; Polypteriformes; Polypteridae. The transcript is spliced from 9 exons. Gene Ontology annotation, molecular function: transmembrane transporter activity. Gene Ontology annotation, cellular component: plasma membrane. The record is from RefSeq and is a predicted model, not a curated record. Gene Ontology annotation, biological process: transport; magnesium ion homeostasis. Bases 1 to 2805 code for a protein of 934 amino acids.
AUGUCUCCUAACAACCACAUUCUCAGCAUCAUGGCUGCGGAUGCUGCGGAUGCAAGUGCUCCACUCUAUGUCUGUCGAACCGGCGUCUUAUCAGUUCUUUUUAUUUUCGCCGUUUUCUUACCAACAUCGGUUCUGGGUCUGCUGGGUUUUCGUCCGGAAGAUACGGGAGGAGAGCUGUCCGUGGAAGACGGGGUGCUGAAAGCUACAGAAGGGACGCGAUUUAGGCUUCGUGUUUACUAUGCAGCAUCCCAGCGACUCAACAGAACUCUCGGUAUCAGACAGGGAACUGGAGAUGGGGUUACUGCACCGUGGAUUGCUUUUAUUGAAGAACCGACGCCGAUUAUUUCAGGAAAGGUCCACGGGAAAAAAAAUCUCUGCAUGGAUAAAAACUCUAGGACUUCUGAUAUCGAACAGCUGGGUACAUUUAAACCGCCAUACAGCCAGAACUCUAUAUUGGUUGACCUGUUGGCCAAAGACCUUCGUAGAGGUGAGAAAAUCAAAUAUUAUUCCAUGUGUGCCUUCGAUGGGGCUAAAUGGGAACACUUUGGAACUAGAGACUUCUGGCUGGCAGUAGUAGAGAGACCCCCCGAAGCUGACCUCUGGCUUCAGGUUGCGGUCUCUUUUGUAUUCCUUGGGUUUUCUUCUCUUUUCAGUGGUUUAAAUCUGAGUUUGAUGGCGUUGGAUCCGGUAGAACUCAGGGUAAUACAGAACAGCGGCACGGAAAAGGAGCAAAAAUACGCCUGGCGCAUUGAGUCAGUCCGAAAACACGGGAACUACCUACUAUGCACCUUGCUUCUGUGGAACACGCUUGUGAACGUAUCUCUGGCAGUCUGGCUGUGUCAGGCAUUUGGUGUAACAUGGCUCUCGAUCCUCGUCUGCACUUUCAGUAUUUUCUUUGUUGGUGAAAUCCUCCCGCACUCAGUAGCUUCAAGACACGGGCUCGCAAUCGCAUCUAAAACAAUCUGGGUAACGAAGCUAUUAAUGCUCAUCUCUUUUCCCAUUUCAUAUCCCAUUAGCAAGAUUCUAGACGUGAUCCUCAACCAGGAAAUCAGCAACUUUUACACUCGAGAAAAGCUUUUGGAAAUGCUACGGGUCACGGAUCCUUACCACGAUCUUGUUAAAGAAGAGCUUAAUAUCAUCCAAGGCGCCCUGGAGUUACGGACUAAGACAGUGGAAGAUGUUUUAACCCCUCUAAAUGACUGCUUCAUGCUUCGCUCGGACGUCUUGUUAGAUUUCAAUACAAUGUCCGAGAUCAUGCAGAGUGGCUACACUAGGAUCCCGGUGUAUGAGAACGAGCGAUCUAAUAUCGUUGACAUUUUAUUCGUCAAAGACCUUGCUUUUGUGGACCCCGAUGACUGUACCCCAUUAAAAACCAUAACACAGUUUUACAACCACCCGCUGCAUUGCGUGUUCAACGACACCAAACUGGACGCGAUGCUGGAGGAGUUUAAAAAAGGCAAAUCCCAUCUUGCAAUUGUACAGCGAGUUAAUAAUGAAGGUGAAGGGGACCCAUUCUAUGAGGUGAUGGGUAUAGUCACACUGGAAGAUGUCAUUGAGGAGAUCAUCAAAUCUGAGAUUCUGGAUGAAACUGACCUUUACACUGAUAAUCGUACAAAGCGGAAGGUUUCUCAUCAUGGAAGAAAGCAACAGGAUUUUUCACUGUUUAAAGUAACCGAGAAUGAAAUGAAGAUCAACAUCUCCCCACAACUUCUCCUUGCAACACAUCGCUUUCUUGCUACAGAAGUGGAGCCAUUCAAGCCAUGCCACAUUUCUGAAAAAAUCCUUCUGAGGCUUCUUAAACAUCCCAGUGUAGUGCAGGAUCUCAAGUUUGAUGAGAGGAAUAAAAGAUCUACUGAACAUUUCUUGUUCCAGCGUGGGAAACCAGUAGACUACUUUGUUCUAGUGCUACAGGGACGUGUGGAAGUUGAAAUUGGAAAAGAAGCUCUGAGAUUUGAAAAUGGUGCAUUUACAUAUUAUGGAGUGCCUGCUAUUAUGACCAGCUUAUCUUCAGUCCACAGGUCACCUUCCCGAAGUAGUGGUCUUAACCGUUCUGACUCAUUAACCUAUGGUGGCAGUAUGAGCCAGCUGAAUACCACCAAUAACGCAUAUGUGCCAGAUUACUCUGUUCGGCAACUUACAGACCUACAGAUUAUAAAGAUAACAAGGCAGCACUACCAAAAUGCUCUCACUGCAACACGCAUGGACAGCUCUCCCCAGACUCCAGAUGCGGAUACCCAGGUAAAUGAGAGUGGCAAUGAGACUCCUGAAAUCCCUGAUGUGGAGCCCUUGGUGAAUAAAAGCCCCUUGAUGUUGCCUGAUAUUCAGAGAGCGCCACACUCCACACAGGAUAAGAUGCAAGAGCAGAGUGUCCAACAGAUAACCACUGCACUCAAUGAGAAGAACCGCAUAGUUCGGAGCAAGUCAGAUGGCCAGAAAAGCCCCAGCGAUUCUGUAUUUCUUUGGAUGGACGAAAUUCCUUACAUCCGUGAAGACCUAACUGAAAGUUCUAAAAGAGAUGGAAAGCAAAGUGAGUGUCUGCCUUGGGGUUUAGCUCUACAGUUGGUCAUUUUGACAUCCUUUACAUAUAUUCUUUUGAAUAAAUUCACAGAUGAGGACACCUUAGGAGUUCCAGUUGAGGAAAAUGUGUCCAGUUCUCCAUUCAUCAGCAGUCUAUCUCUCAGUGGGUCAGAGGAGACAUUAGGGAAAAAGCUGCUUCGUAAACUGAGCAAUAAAAAAAGGAAAAAGUCUCGUGAUGGAGAAAGAACACCAGAAGACAAUCCUGCAGUUUCCCAAGUAAAAACCUAAGUUUGCUAAAACAGAUGGAAUUAUGAAACAGGAAAGGUGGGCUGGGUACUUCAGCAAAAGAAUGAAACUUACCUAUCCCAAAAUUCCAAACCUGCCCCAGACCAAUCAAGUAAAUGAAUUAAGAUGGGUGAGAUUUUUGUUGUGGUUGAAAGCUUGUCAGUAGACUCUCCUCAUAAUCAUAUUAAACAGAAUUGUACUAGGUUCAUAGUUAAAAUCAGCAUGUGCUAGUCUGCUUAGCUGUACACACAGGGAGCAGCCCUGUGAGAGUCUACUGAUUACCACAUACUCUCAUCACAUGUUCUUCCUGUAUACCUUUAUGAACAACAGUGCAUCUAAUUUGAUAUGUGGUUAGCAGAAUCAACAGUAGGAACAGUCAACAGUUUAGACACAUGUUAUAAUUUUUAUAUAUAAUUAAGAUUUACAAUGGGGUAAUAUCAAAAAGAACAGGUUCUUCCAGGUUCAAACAUAUUAGAGGCUAUUAUAAUAUUUUGGAUCUCCUCUACAAUAGAGUGAUGAUAAAUUUACUUUUGUUGCUUGAAUCACUUUGGUGGAACACUUGGUUGAAAACAUAUAGUUUUAAUGAAACUGCAUAACUUUCAACAUCACCUUGUUAUCAGAGAGGAGAAGGAAAUUGCAAAAAUAGUACAACAUGGAAAAAGAGUGCAAUGAGACCAUGUACUUUAUGGAAAUUCUACAGCUUCCAUUGCCAGUUAUGACUUCACUCAUACCAACAGUAUUCUAAAUGGGACAGAAUGCCUCAUAAGUAUGACAAAAUACUAAUUCAAUGUGAAUUUAACAGCACUUUAAUGAAGUCUAAAUGUAUUUUCUUGUAAAGCCUCACCAGUAAAUUUUUUUUUUGUUUAAGUUAGGUACAGGGAUAUACUGGAAUCCAUUUUAGGCAACGCACAAAUUUUAUGUUAUGUGUUAUUAUUUAACGUACACUGUUUCGAACAUGAUCUUCUUUUUGGAUUUACCAGUUUUAACCUGAGCAGUAUUAAUUUAUCUUAAUCAUAAUGAGUACCUUAUGCUCUAUUUUUCAGCACUUUACACUAAGGAGACAAAUGCUAUUAAUGUUAAAAAUGUGUGCCAUGUUUUUCUCUUAAGGCACAUUGUACCUGUACUGGCUGAGUUUUGCUUUGACAUCUACAGCACAUACAGGGCACAAGUUGUGCAUUUUAUUUUCAUUAUUUUGGAGGUAGGGCAGCACAGUGGCAUAGUGGACAGUGCUGUCACCUCCCAGAUCAAACAUCCUGGGUUCAAAUCCCACACCUGGAUGUUCUCUCUGUGUCUGUGUGUGUUUUUCUCCCAACUGCCCUAAGACAUGUACGUUAGGUAAACUGGUCACUCUAAACUGGCCAAAAUCUGGUGCCCUAUCCAGGGCCAUUUCCUGCCUUGCACCCACUUCUGCCAAGAUAGUCUGUAAC